Messenger RNA from Cimex lectularius (bed bug), 1389 nucleotides. RefSeq lists its product as uncharacterized. Bases 91 to 510 code for a protein of 139 amino acids. The record is from RefSeq and is a predicted model, not a curated record. NCBI's taxonomy places the organism in Eukaryota, Metazoa, Arthropoda, Insecta, Hemiptera, Cimicidae. The transcript is spliced from 3 exons.
CAAUUUUUAUGAUUCUAUUAAAUAAUCAAUCAGUUGUGAUUUCAGGUAGUAGCCCAUGAGAGGAGGUUGAGCACAAAUGCUUCGAGGACAAUGGCGGCAAUGUCAUUGGGUUUUAUUGUUAUGGUCACGCCAUGGACAAUUCAAGAAGUGGUCGUUGCUUGCACUGGUACUAAGAUGCCUGAGUUCCUCGAUUUCAUAGUCACCUGGCUGGCCUUAAGCAACAGUUUCUGGAACCCUUUCCUAUAUUGGCUUCUAAACAAUAAUUUCAGGAGGAUAAGCAGGGAAUUAUUCAUGACUAAGAUAUUAUGCAGAGGUAAGAAAACGCUGCCAAACAGUAAUCUCCAGUGUUGUUCCCUGCCUGGAUCGGUUCCUGCGCCGCUUUCCCGUGACAUGGAAGGGCUGAGUGAAAAAUACUGGGGUGAGAUACUCGAACGCACAGUGUCCUCGAACAGCUUGCAGAUGCAGAAGAUAUACCCUCCGCCGCCACCGCCGCCGAGGCAGGCCAAAUGAGGUCAGGCCCCCAAGGCCUCGGCCUCUUGAUCCAACGUAUGACCUCUGUGCAGAUCUGUCAUCCCUCCGACGGCACGUUGUUGAAAACGGGUUGGCAGUCAAUCGCGCAGAGGUUAGUGCAGGUAGGUUCUCCUGCUUAUUUUUGAAAUUUAGAAAAGAAGAAAGCCCGUGAGGCUCGUUCUCUCAGAUUCGCCUCCCUCCUCGUAGAGGUGGGAUUGCACUUAUGGACUGUGAGGUUCUCUCUAGCUGGCACUUAAGAUUUUUAAGCUUGCAAUAUUGAAUAAUCCAGUAAUACUUAACUUUUUCUCCAUAAUAAAAUUAUCCAAUUAAAUUAAAUAUUAACAUACAUUGAACAUUAAGUACAUGGAUAAAUAUACAUGUUAAUUUAUUUAUGAACAAAAGCUUUGGAUUGUAUAUAAUAAAUUAAUUAACAUUUUCAACAUCUGCAUUGCUUCUUAGUCGGUUAUUAAGGAUUUCUGAACAUUAGUGCUACAACAAUUAACAUCUAAUUAUUGUACCUCUUAGAAUAACUACAACUCUUUAAAGAUGUACAUUAUGUUAUGUUUUUUGUGUUAACAUGCUGCCAGAAAAAAAAUAAAUACACAUUAAUUAUUCCAAAAUUACACCCUCUUGUUAAAUAUUUCAAAAGCGCAGUCGUGCUUGAUUAUGCAAUAUUGUAAGCUUAAAAUAGGUUAGAAAUAUCACUUUUGUAUCGAGAUAAUCGCUUAAGACUACAAAAAAAUCUAUAAAGUGCAUGUGAUAUUAACAAAUUACUAUUCUUCCUGAUGGCUAAUGGGACAAUUCGAACUGUAUUAUUAAAAUAACGAGUGUUUACAAAGAAAAUGUAAAUUAAAAAACGAAUCAAUAGUUCAUAAAUAA